This is a messenger RNA of Torulaspora delbrueckii, 2100 nucleotides long. RefSeq names its product Pdr8p (gene PDR8). The transcript has a single exon. Gene Ontology annotation, biological process: regulation of DNA-templated transcription. The coding region runs from base 1 to 2100 and encodes 699 amino acids. Lineage: Eukaryota; Fungi; Ascomycota; Saccharomycetes; Saccharomycetales; Saccharomycetaceae. Gene Ontology annotation, molecular function: zinc ion binding; DNA-binding transcription factor activity, RNA polymerase II-specific. The record is from RefSeq and is a predicted model, not a curated record.
AUGGCUGAGGAUGCAAAAUUACGAAAAAGAAGGAGAAAGAUUGUCAGAUCGUGUACUUUCUGUAGAAGGAGAAAACUGAAAUGUGAUCAUGCAAAACCUAUGUGUAACCAGUGCCUGGAGCGCAAGCUGCCGAAUUGUCUUUAUACGGAUGACUUCAACUUCCAACUCACCACGGAUGAAUUGUUUAGUGAUUCUCCCAAUGUGGAGUUGAUAAGACGGGUGAAGGAAUUGGAGAGCAAAUUGGCCAUUAAGUUUGGUUGCGAUAAACCGCGAUCCUGUGCUAAUAACCCUUUGUGGGGGUACCGAACUUUUAUACAGGACCAAAGUCAGAAGAUCAUAUUUGGGCCAACUUCUUGGAGGACUACAGUAAUUGCUCAGGGUGAGAGGUUUCAAAGUGAAUAUAAAAAAUUAUGGGAGGUUAUCUUACCUGAACGAGACCGGUGGAUCCGUGAGCAGUGUGCGUCGCCUUUGGAGACUGUAAUGCGGACCAAAGACAAUGAUAGCCUUGUAAAUGAGGUUUGUAAGCAACUACCAUCAUUUUCAGAGAUUAAGAGUUUUGUCGUUAGGUUUUUUAGUGAUGACUACCACGACAUGUUUAGAGUCCUGGAUCGAGAAAAGACUUUGCAAGACUUGGAAGUAGGGUUUGUUCGGUCUGUCGAUGAUCCAAAUCGUGUUGUAAAAUUGAUCGAUCCAGAAGGAGAUGGGAACUUUUUCAAAGUGGCUUUGAUUCUCUGGAUUCUGAAUUUGCUCAAAUACGACGAUAAUACACCACCUAUCUUCCUAAAAUUCUUUCUAUCAUUGAAUGGUCUUGGUACUGCUUCUAGGUUUAAUUUUUUUGAAAGGGCCCAGUUGCUAGUGCUUCGAUUUCUCAGUAAAAUCUACUCUUCUUACGUGUGCAUUGGAACUUCACAACUCUCCAGUUUGGUCGCUGAACUUGUUGAAUGCUCAUUGAGCUUGGGCUUAGCGACUGUCGAUUGGUGUUACAAGGAUCAGGAACACCUUGUGGGACCCCUUUGGACAUUGAAGAACGUCUGGUUCUGGACCCUGUACGCUGAUGUCAUGGUGUCUUUCGAAAUAGGUAAACCCCUGCUUAUCUCAGAUGAUCAUUUUGAUCCUGAGCUUCUGGCUAAUUAUCCUCAUGACUCAUCUGGGCUGUUAUUAAGACGUCGUACUAUGCUCUUGGAAUUUUUACGAGCCUCUCGAAUAUGCAUGAGGGAAAUCAACCACAGGACAACUUCUGGUGAUAUAGGGUCAGCGAUUGACCGAUUGAUCACAUUUCUCAACGAACAGAUGUUACCGAUUCAAUACUACACUUCACUUGAUAAGAUUAGGACGGUUGAUUUCUUUGAUGUGAUCGUAUUAGCACCAACUCUUGGUAUGUUACAAAAUUUCCACAACAUUCAGCGUACUGGAUUAAAGCUGAAGACGACAUCAGUGACGAAUGGUCUGGUAAAAUUUGGUCUCUUAUCGCUAUCGUUAUGCGUGAAUACCAUCCUGGGCGUCUUUGAUAGAGAUCAACACACUGAUGGGGGCAAAGCCGCAUUGAACAUUGCGCUAUUACUAGUGAACCCACUAUUGAUGAGGGUAGUUUCCGAGAUCCAUGCUGCCUUCUUUCACAAGAUUUCUUUAUUUGAGAAGGGUCUACUUAAGAUCAACGACUCUAAAGAACCAAUUGAACUUGAAACUUUGGAGAUGCCUAAAGAUCAAUAUUAUUCUUUCACUGCCUCCAUAGAAAAAUUCAGGGAGAUUACAGAUCAACUUUUGAAUCCCGCAAACGAAGAGGUACAGAAAGCGUUUACCAAAUCCUACUCGAUCACUACGACUUUAGCGUUAGAAAGUCUCAGCAGAAACCUGUUCGAUAUAGGUCGACAAUCAAGAGAGAUGGCUGAGAAUUACUGUAAUUUUGAUGAUAAAUCCACCAUCUCGCAAGAUAUGCUGGACCAAAUGACUGAAAUCUUUUGGAGUACUUACGAGCAGCAAUCGCAGGAUUUAUGGUCGGUGAAACCACAAGGCUUUCAUGGCUUUCAGCACGAAUCCUUAGACUUUGAUGGAACAGUUCCUAGUGAGAACGGCACCGUGGAUCUCGAUGGGGAUAUUUAA